AUGACUUUGAUACGAGAUGGCCCCAAGUUCUUGAAUGCUAAGAAUAUCACCGAGGCCAAUGAUGAGUUAUGCUUCUGUUUAAAAGCUUCGUGUUAUGCUGUGCUGAAUGAUGAACAGAUUACUGAUCAUUGGCUGGUCUACACAAAUGGAGGUGAUGCCAUUUUGGUGUUAGCAUCAAAUGCCAUUCAUUUUCUCUGGAAAUGGCCAAAGGACCUUAAUUCUGGUGGAGUGGCGACUCCCAAGGUUCACCCUAAUUUAUGGAAACCAAGGAGUGGCUGA
Prunus armeniaca (apricot) is the source of this 279-nucleotide messenger RNA. The record is from the annotation of a GenBank genome assembly. NCBI's taxonomy places the organism in Eukaryota, Viridiplantae, Streptophyta, Magnoliopsida, Rosales, Rosaceae.